Messenger RNA from Phalaenopsis equestris, 927 nucleotides. Its product is annotated as clathrin light chain 2. Lineage: Eukaryota; Viridiplantae; Streptophyta; Magnoliopsida; Asparagales; Orchidaceae. Gene Ontology annotation, biological process: clathrin-dependent endocytosis; intracellular protein transport; clathrin coat assembly. Gene Ontology annotation, molecular function: clathrin heavy chain binding; structural molecule activity. The coding region runs from base 97 to 699 and encodes 200 amino acids. The transcript is spliced from 3 exons. Gene Ontology annotation, cellular component: clathrin coat of trans-Golgi network vesicle; plasma membrane; clathrin coat of coated pit. The record is from RefSeq and is a predicted model, not a curated record.
UUUAUCCAUGAUGACAACGUCCCUCCCUCACCAGAGGGAUACGGCUAUCUCUCCGAUCAGCAUCCGAGAUUCAAUUCGUCUGUUUCGCAUUUCUCGAUGCCGGAAUCCAAUGGAGGUGUUUAUGGAGAGGGGAUGAACGGCGGGGUAUUUAUGUCCGAUGGUCCGAUCCUCCCUCCUCCCGGCGAGAUGCAGCCUGAUGAAGGUUUUUUCCUGCGCGAAUGGCGUCGCGAAAACGCCAUUCUUCUUGAGGAGAAGGAGAAUGUGGAAAAAGAGUUGCGCAAACAAACCAUUUUAGAAGCAGAGGCGUACAAGAAGACUUACCACGAGAAGCGGAAGUUGACUUCCGAAACAAAUAGGGCUCAAAACAGAGAAAAAGAGAAGCUUUUCCUAGCGAAUCAGGAGAAAUUCCAUGCGACUGCUGAUAAGCAGUGCUGGAAAGCUAUUUCCGAGCUCAUUCCGAAUGAGGUGCCGAACAUCAAGAAGAGAGGGAAGGAGGAGGCAGAGAAGAAGCCCUCCAUUUUAGUGAUUCAAGGACCAAAGCCUGGUAAGCCAACUGACCUCUCCAGGAUGCGACAGUUGCUUCUGAAACUGAAGCAUAAUACGCCUCCUCACUUGGAGACGAAAGCUCCAGUUCCAGAUCCAGCUCCAGCUGCUGAAGCAAAUUUUAAAGCUCCCAAGGAAGUAGUAGUUAUAGCUUAAGAGGUACGGUUUGUUUUGAUCAAUAGUUUUAUCUCAUCAUUUAAGUUGCUUUUAAUGCUAUUAUAUGAGGUUGUGAUUUUGGCUGUACUCUGUGGUCCGAGUUUGUUUUUGAGUUCUGCUGUUUUAUCAAGUGGACGGAUGUGUUAUCCUCUGUUAUGUUCAGUAUCUUUAGUGCUAUUUGAGAAUGUUUUAAAUAAUUAUCUGCCCAUUAUUAUGAUUGGCUUUUUA